Molecule: messenger RNA, 1422 nt
Organism: Pedinophyceae sp. YPF-701
Lineage: Eukaryota; Viridiplantae; Chlorophyta; Pedinophyceae
Source: the annotation of a GenBank genome assembly
AUGCCUGGCGCCGCGCACCGCACGACCAGUGCCAGGAGGCAAGGGCGCGGGGGCCUGUUCGCGUGCUUCACGGGGAAGCGCAAAGAUGAGCCCGACGGCCUCGCCAUGUACCUCGGCGAGAUGGCGCGGGUACGCCAGGAGGGCGCCGCGGCGCGAGACGCGGACACAGGGCGCGAGGUGGGCCAGAGUGCCGUGUCGCCCGCGCGGGGCGUUCCCGGGGACGCGCUGCUUUCCUGCCCGGCCGAGGUGCUCAACGACAUCCUCGCACGCCUAGACGGACGCGCGAAAGCGAACGCUCGCGCCUGCUCGAAGCACGCGCGCGACGCGGUCGACGAGAAGGCGGUCACCGCGGUAUCGUGGCCAAGCACGCGACCGUUAGAGGCGGCGCACCUCGCCUUGCUCGCCAGGCUCCCGCAGCUCGAGUCCGUCGCGAUCGAGCACGCGCCCGUCACGCCGGACUGCGUACGUGCCGUCGCGGCCGGCGCCAACAUCAAACGCGUCGUGCUCGGGCACGGGCGCGGCCGCAUCGACCGGGGCCUUGGCAGCGCUGCCUUGCGGCCGCUCGCGCGGCUGCCGGCGCUUGAGGAGCUCGCGAUCGCCGGGCUGACGGAGCUCGAUCUCGGCGUGUUCGCGGGCCUCAAUCUGCGGAAGUUGCGCGUCAACCACACACGAACCAUCCGGGGGUUCGACACUCUUGCUACCAUGACGAAUCUCACGGAGGUGGACCUGUCCCUCACCGGGGCGUGGGACAUGGACAUGAAGGCGCUGUCGCGCUGCGUGGGCCUGCGCGUCCUGAAGGCCGCGGGGUGCCCCGUGACCGACGCCGGCGUCGCGCACCUGGCGAACUGCCCCGCGGGCCUGACGAGCCUGACGCUCGACCGCUGCGAGCACUUCGCGGGCGAGGCGCUCAAGGGCCUCGCCGCCACGCUCGUGACGCUCAGCCUCAGGGACUGUCCGAGCCUGACGCAGGAGGCGCUCCGCCACGUCAGCGCCGCGCCGCACCUCGCCACCCUCCGCCUCGAUCACUGCCCGCAGAUCGCCGACACGGCCAUCUUCCACCUCUCCGGCCACCCCAAGCUCCGCACGCUGUCCCUCAAGUCCACCUCGAUCACCGACGCCGGCGUCGCCGCCCUGCGCGAACUCCCCUCCCUGUCAGACCUGGACCUCGACUCCUGCCAGGUCACCAACGACGGCGUGCUCGCGCUGCUGCCGCUGGCGGGCCAGCUGCGCCGGCUGUCCGCGCCGAACACGCGCGCGUCGCUGGUCGACCUCAAGGACCUGCAGCGUGUGUCGGGGGCCACGGAGGCCGCGGGGGCGGCGCCGGGGACGGUGUCGACGCGGACGACGCAGGAACUGACGCGGCGCGAGGUGCAGGGCGCCGGGGAGGUCCUCGUCGGCCCCGUGGGGGUCCCUGUGCACUGA